GCAAGACUUCCCUUGCUGAAGCUGUCUAUAAUGAAAUCUCUCCAAAGUUUCAAUGUCGUUUCUUCCUUCAAGAUGUUAGAGAGAAAAUAGAAAACACAGGGGAAGGAAUCUUUACGAAAUGAACUUCUUUCCAAACUAUUGAACUCGAAAACUUGUGUAGACACCCCCUCCAUAAGUUCCCUCUCAACCCAACAGAGGCUCAAUAAUAUAAAAGUAAUCGUCGUCCUUGAUGAUGUUAGUGACUCAGAGCAGAUAGAUCUUAUGGGUGUAGAACAUUUUGGUGAUGGAAGUAAAAUUAUCAUAACAUCCAGAGAUAGGCAAGUAAUUACGAAUGGAGGAGCUGACAAAAUACAUAAGGUGAAUAAGUUAAACGAGGAUGACUCUCUUCAACUCUUUUCUACAUUUGCAUUUAAGUCGUUGAAUCUUGCUCCUGAUUUUCGAGAUCUAUCGAAUAAUUUUUUGUGGUACGCAGAAGGCAGUCCACUUGCUCUUAAAGUUUUGGGUUCUAAACUAUAUAAAAAAUCUAGAAAAGAGUGGGAAAGUGAGGUGGGCAAGCUCAAGGAAUAUGCAAAACCAAAGAUUUCACAGAUUUUGAUGAGUAGUUUUGAAGAGUUGGAUGAGCAAGAGAAGAAUAUAUUUCUCGACAUAGCUUGCGUCUUGAAAGGGGAAUCCAAGAAAAAAGUAGAAGAAAUUCUAAGUUGCUUGUAUGAGGAUGAGGGUGCAAUGAGUGGAAUAAGCGAUUUGCUUGAUAAGUGUCUAAUUGAAGUGAAUUCCAAUGGGGUGAUUUGCAUGCAUGAUAUGCUUGAAGAGAUGGGAAAAGACAUUGUUCGCCGAGAAUCUAAAGAUCCUGGAGAGCGCAGUAGGUUAUGGAGUCUUAAAGACAUGAUCCAAGUGCUCAAAUAUAAUAAAGUGAAUAAAUCAAUUGAAGGAAUAAAGCUUUUCGUGAGUCGACUUGAAGACCAGCUGUUAUUAUAUUCUGGUUUUGAGAAGAUGCAUAAUCUUAGAUAUAUCAUCCUUUAUACAUGUCCGUUCUCUGUUAAUAGUGCAUCUUUUUCUGAUGAGCUAAGGUAUCUUCAUUGGGACUUUUGUCCCUUGAAAUGCUUAUCAUCAAAUUUUAAUCCAAAGAAUCUUGUUGUGUUGAAACUAAGAGAGAGCUUCAUAGAACAACUUUGGAAGGAAGAUCAUCAGGAUCUUGUUAAUUUAAGGUCAAUUGACCUUUCUGGUUGCAAGAGUCUAGUGGAGAUCCCUAAUCUAUCAGGAGCCAUCAAGCUUCAAAGCCUUUGCUGCAAUGGGUGUGAAAGUUUGGUUGAACUACUUUCCCUCAACCAGUUGGAAUCUCUUGAAAGCCUCGACCUUUCUGGUUGCAAGAGUCUUGGGAAGAUCCCUAAUCUAUCAGAAGCCAUAAAGCUUCAAAGCCUUUGCUGCAAUGGGUGUGAAAGUUUGGUUGAACUACCUUCCCUUAACCAGUUGGAAUCUCUUGAAAGCCUUGACCUUUCUGGUUGCAAGAGUCUGGGGAAGAUCCCCAAUCUAUCAGGAGCCAUCAAGCUUCAAAGCCUUUGCUGCAAUGGGUGUGAAAGUUUGGUUGAACUACCUUCCCUCAACCAGUUGGCAUCUCUUAAAGAGCUUGGUCUGGAGGAAUGUCAUAAUCUUAAGAAGUUUCCUGAGCUCCCAAAUAAUCUCUCUGAGUUAGAUUUAAGGUACACUGGAAUAGAACAAGUGUCGGAUUCGAUUCAGCAUCUUGUUGGACUUAGAAAGUUGAGUUUGAGUCACUCGAGGGUGGAAACUGUAUCGAGCAAUAUUUCAAAGUUGGAAUCCCUUAACGUUUUGGAACUUGAGUAUUGCGUAAGGCUUACAACACUCUCAAAGCUUCCACGAUAUCUGCGGUGCUUGAAUGCAAAUUAUUGCCGCUCAUUGAAGAAAGUAUCCUUCACCGAUCAUAAUUCCAAUUCAUUCUUUUCUUUACAUGAUGGUGAUGACACUCCUCGUGAUGAAAAGGUUUCCAUGUCAUUCCUUAAUUGCUUCAAGCUGAAUCUACAUUCAAUUAAAAAUAUUGAGAGAAACGCGGUGCUUCAAAUUCAAUCCCUAGCACAGAGAUGGGCAAGGAGGCAAGGGAGGGGUUCUUUUGGAAAUCAAUUUUUUUGUUGUUUCCCAGGAAAUGAAGUCCAGCAAAUGAGUUUGAGCAUCGAACCGUGAAUCCUGGGUUAAAUUUAAAGAUAGCCCCAAAUGCGUGUAGUGGGAGCAGAUUCUUGGCAUUUGCUUUAUGCUUUUUGGCUCAUCCCCUGUUUGUAGUCGGAGAUGUUGGAUUUAUCUGUAAAUACCAACUGACAGCUUCCAGUGGUGAAAAGUUCAUGAGAGAGAGUCGCGUUUCUUGGAGAGAGGACAUGGGCUACAUACACAAAGGUCAUGUGUUCAUUGUGUUUAAUAAGGAUAUGAUUAUAAGAGACAAUGAUUAUGAGGAGGCAUCAUUUGAGUCCUACAACGAAGGUCAACUUGGUAGACAAUAUUCACCGUUGGAAUGGGGUGUUCAUGUAUUUAUGUGGAUGCAGAGAGUUAUAACAUUAGUGAUGUGAUGAUUUGUGAUAAAAGAAGUAGAUUUAGGUAUUGGAGGUGAACAAGGGGAUGGAGGGAGUUUUCACUUCUUUUAAUCAUUGUUUGUGUACGCAGAUGCAACUUCACAAUAUUGCCAUCCAAAUGCAUUGGUAA
Molecule: messenger RNA, 2703 nt
Organism: Hibiscus syriacus
Lineage: Eukaryota; Viridiplantae; Streptophyta; Magnoliopsida; Malvales; Malvaceae
Product: disease resistance protein RPP2B-like
Exons: 3
Coding region: 262-2193 (643 amino acids)
Biological process (GO): defense response
Molecular function (GO): ADP binding
Source: RefSeq, a predicted model, not a curated record